AUGCUUUUCGUCACACCAAACUACUAUUAUCAAGCAUAUGCACCUUCCGGAUCCUGUUCUCUUGAGGUGCCAGUUGAUAGAUAUCGCUAUGAGAUUGAGCAGAGAAUGAGGGAAACAGAGCUUGCUUUGAAUAAGCCCCUUGUGGACACUGCCGAAGAUUCCUUUAACUACUAUAUAUUGUUGAAGAAGAGAAAUCUUGAACCAUACGAUGACUUUGAGAUCCGGACGUUCAGUAGCUACGAGAUAAGAAUAGCUAAGCAUACCUUGUUGAUAAGGUCAACAGCUGAUCAAUACUAUGAUACUUUUUUACUUCCUGCUGAUGCCAGUAAUGAUAUUGAUUACAAAUUACUUAACGAUGGGUACUCGUUGUUGGUGGUUAUACCAAAGGAAAUGAAGGUUAAACCAUUCAGGAAAUUAUGUGUUGGUGGAGAAAUUCCUCAACUCUACUGGGAUGCUCCAUAUAAUGUCUACUCCAAGAACUCUGAGAUAUUUGAUAGACAUGAUCCCCAAAACAUGAUUCAGAAGGUUCCAGAGGUUGCACAAGGAUCUUCUAGUGGUGUUGUUAAGGUGAACAUUGCUAGAAAACCUAUGGCAAAGUCUAAAAUGGAUGCCUUGUCCAAAGGAAAAGUUCAGAAGCUUGCUGAGACAUCUUCAGACAAGAUGAUGAAGCACCCAGAAUGCAUGAUUAGUGUUCCUAUCUCUUUUUCUUUACCUACGCUGGUUGAAGCUCCCAAAAAGUCAGCAACUGCAAAUGAAGAAGAGGAAGAAAGAGAGGCUAAUAGAAGUACUACUGAGGAACCUGAGGAACCUGGAAAAUCUGACAACUCUGAAUACUCUGAAUACUCUGAAGAACCUGCAGAACCUGCAGAGCCGGAGAAAGAUCCGCUUUUAAAGAAUUACGAGACUCUCAGCCGGAAGACAAUAUUCCCUCCUGAUACGAAGGAUGAAGAGGCCAGUACGCCAACGAAAGUGCCAAAGAGCCCAAUAUUGGAAGAUCUGGUGGAUGAAGAGUUUGCGUAA
Messenger RNA from Brettanomyces nanus, 1020 nucleotides. RefSeq lists its product as uncharacterized. The coding region runs from base 1 to 1020 and encodes 339 amino acids. The transcript has a single exon. Lineage: Eukaryota; Fungi; Ascomycota; Pichiomycetes; Pichiales; Pichiaceae. The record is from RefSeq and is a predicted model, not a curated record.